Nanorana parkeri is the source of this 2913-nucleotide messenger RNA. It is a transcript of the gene PELI1, whose product is annotated as pellino E3 ubiquitin protein ligase 1. The coding region runs from base 394 to 1650 and encodes 418 amino acids. Gene Ontology annotation, biological process: regulation of Toll signaling pathway; protein K48-linked ubiquitination. NCBI's taxonomy places the organism in Eukaryota, Metazoa, Chordata, Amphibia, Anura, Dicroglossidae. Gene Ontology annotation, molecular function: protein binding; ubiquitin protein ligase activity. The transcript is spliced from 7 exons. The record is from RefSeq and is a predicted model, not a curated record.
GUUAGAAGAUGUUGGCAAAGUCGUGCAUCCUUUCACUUCCUUUUCUUCCUUUUGAAGCCACGGAUUAAUGUGUGGAAGCUCAUGAGCUAUGAGUCAGACGGCAGGCCGUCCUAUUGGUUGCAGCGUGGUGUUUACCUGUUUUGCAUAGCACCUUCCCACCCGUCUGAGUCAGCAUGCCUCACAAAACACAUAAGUAAAAGAAAAGCAGGCAAUCAGGAUAUUGUGUGUGCCAGCAGGUUUGCCAAAGGAUAUUGCUACAUUUUUCUCUGGAUCUCUUUUUCACUGUACGGAUCAAAGCUGCUUCCUUUAUGGGGGAAACGGAGACAAAAUAAUGAAAAAAGUGCACCAAUACUCUUGAUAAGACUGAUUGGGGUAUAAGCAACAGCCACGCUCAUGUUUUCUCCCGAUCAAGAAAACCAUCCCGCUAAGGCACCUGUGAAGUAUGGGGAGCUCAUUGUACUGGGGUACAAUGGCUCUCUACCAAAUGGGGACAGAGGAAGAAGGAAAAGCAGGUUUGCUUUAUUGAAAAGACUAAAAGCCAAUGGGGUGAAGCCGAGUACUGUUCACAUUGCCUGUACUCCACAGGCAGCAAAGGCAAUAAGUAAUAAGGACCAGCACAGUAUAUCGUACACUUUGUCAAGGGCGCAGACUGUGGUAGUGGAAUACACCCAUGACAGUAACACGGAUAUGUUUCAGAUUGGAAGGUCAACAGAAAGCCCUAUUGAUUUUGUGGUAACUGACACAGUUCCAGGAAGCCAGAGCAACUCCGAUACACAGUCCGUGCAAAGCACCAUCUCGAGAUUCGCAUGCAGAAUUAUUUGUGAACGAAAUCCUCCAUUUACUGCCAGAAUAUACGCUGCAGGCUUCGACUCUUCCAAGAAUAUCUUUCUUGGGGAAAAGGCUGCCAAAUGGAAGACGAUAGAUGGGCAGAUGGAUGGGUUAACGACAAAUGGAGUCCUUGUUAUGCAUCCACGCAACGGGUUCACGGAGGACUCUAAGCCAGGGGUGUGGAGAGAGAUAUCCGUAUGCGGGAAUGUGUUUAGCCUAAGAGAGACCCGCUCGGCUCAGCAGAGAGGAAAGAUGGUGGAAAAUGAAAGCAAUGAGCUUCAAGAUGGUUCCCUCAUCGACCUGUGUGGAGCUACUUUGUUAUGGCGCACUGCCGAAGGGCUGUCCAGAACUCCAACCGUAAAACACUUGGAAGCACUGAGACAGGAGAUCAACGCAGCACGACCUCAAUGUCCUGUUGGCUUUAAUACAUUGGCUUUUCCUAGUAUGAAAAGGAAAGAUGUUGUCGAUGAGAAACAACCUUGGGUAUAUCUGAACUGUGGCCAUGUGCAUGGCUACCAUAACUGGGGAAACAAAGAGGAGCGUGAUGGGAAGGACCGGGAGUGUCCAAUGUGUCGCUCUGUGGGGCCCUAUGUUCCACUAUGGCUGGGUUGUGAAGCUGGAUUUUACGUGGAUGCAGGCCCUCCAACUCAUGCCUUCAGCCCUUGUGGACACGUGUGCUCAGAAAAAACAACUGCCUACUGGUCUCAGAUUCCACUUCCCCAUGGUACUCAUACUUUCCAUGCAGCCUGUCCAUUCUGUGCACACCAGCUUGCAGGAGAACAAGGUUAUAUCAGACUCAUUUUCCAAGGACCUCUAGACUAACGUCGCUCUUUUUGGUGCUUGCAUUGAACGCAUAAGCUAAGAAAGGUUUGGUUUGCUUCCCACCGGCCGGUCAAAGUCGUCAAGACCUAUUGGCAAGUUUGCAUAAUACAGCGCGAAAAGCUACAGGAGCUCCAAGCGUUGUGAAACGCAAGACGCAGCGAUUUUAUAACUUUUUUUUUUCCGCAAGCAGAUGUUUCAAAAUGGGAUUAUGCAGAUUUGAUGUAAAUGCCUUCAUUAAUAUUUCUGAAUGACCCACCUCAGUAUUAAAUUAUUUUGGAACACUGGGGAAGAAUAGUCAGCUCAAACUACAUUAGUUUACAGUUCAACACACAUUGUAAAAUAUAGCAUACGACAGUUUUAUAUUUAUCUUUAGUAUGAAAAUGCCAAUGACUUGAUAGCAUUGUCCUAUAAAGCGACCCGUGUACUUUGAAUGCUUGAAGUAGCCGGGACGAUAUCAGAAAACACCAAUAUGGACAAUCUUUCCUUAUCCCCGUUUAUUUUCAUUAUUUGAUCAUGAGAUUAGCUUGUUUUAUCACUGAAUCAUGUGACCAGCUAGGAGAUGAUAAGUUGAGGGGUCUGUAAAUAUUCAAUCACGUUGUCCUUGUUUAGUCUUAACAGGCGCUCCAUCAUUUUUUGCAUACAUUUCAGGGUUUUAUUUAUCUGUUAUUUUAAAUUCCUAUUUUUAAUACUGAAGUAAUAUUGCUUGUGACAUGACCUAUUUAUCUUCUUUUGAGCCAUUUCUUGGGUUUCAUUAAAUCACAAAAAUCACCUUUGAGCAGGUAAGGUUAGAAUGUUUUGUACAAUUGUAUUUUUCUCGGGGACGUUGCAUAUUUUUACUGGAGCCUACAUCCAUUGUGAUAAACGGUAAAUUUUGUGUUCCAGAAACAGAUUGUAGUUUUAGUUUUAUCUUUUUUUUAUUCUACUUUUUUCCCUUGCAUGUUUUAUGAUUGUAGCAUUCGCUGUAACACAACGUGUCCUGAGCUGGGUAGGUGAAAUACCUAUUUAAUGGGUGGAGUGUUUUGUGGCUUUUUUUAACAGAGAAAUACACAGAAGCAACCUUUCAUUCUCGAGUUUCUUUUUGCACACACUCAGGAAAACUAACUACAAAGAUACCUGAAAUACUACUUCUAACUUUUUGCUGAUCAUUUUCUAAAAGCAAAUCUGAAGCCCUAUGUGAAGAGUUCAGGUUAUGUCAUCACACACUGACCUGAACAAAUGCAUUAAGUGUUUUAAAGUGUACCUGUCAGUCUGCGGACGAAAUAU